UACAAAUGUAAACAAAAUAAACAAAACUAAAUAAAAUAGACGUUUAGUUUAGACAUUAACUAAUUAAUUACAAGUAUUUACGAUUAAAAAGGUUUAUAUAAAAAGUAUGUCCCGAGAUAAUUUACUUAGAGUACGUAGGAGGUCGAUAUUUGACGACCACGAGAAAGAAAGCAAGAAGCCGAAAAAUGAACACGAAAGUAAAUUAAGUUUUCCAGAAAAGAAGACCGAGCUUCAUUACCCUAUACAAUACGUUGAAAAUGUGAUGACUGAAAUUGAAAAGUGGAAAAUGCAUGUAAGAGGAACUUUAGAAGAGAUAAAUAAGUUCAAAUCUGAGAAGAAGAAAUUGCAAAAUAUGACCGUCAAUGAGCAUAUUCUAUCUUCUCAACAGCUGGACUUACUUGCUUCCUUUGAUUGUGAGGAAUAUGUGAGAAGAGUGCAAGACUUCAGUGACUGGGUUACGAUUAUUACACAUAAAAUUCAGAAUAAAUCAGAAAGUGAACUAGAGAAAAAGAAUUUAUUUAUACAGAAAAAACUUGACAGACAAAUUAAAGAUGAACAUUUUAUUGAGGAUACAGUUUGAGUUGAAUUUAAAUUACUACAUGGUGUUAAUAACUUUUGUCACUUUAACUUUAAUGACAUAUUCUGACGAUGAAAUUAAUCAACUAUUGCCCUACAAAAAUUUUUGAUAGGACGCUGCCCUCUGGAGAUACAGGGUGUUAAAAGUUUCAAAUAUUUAUAUGAUUCUUC
This is a messenger RNA of Anoplophora glabripennis (Asian longhorned beetle), 747 nucleotides long. RefSeq lists its product as uncharacterized. The transcript has 2 exons. The coding region runs from base 107 to 580 and encodes 157 amino acids. The record is from RefSeq and is a predicted model, not a curated record. NCBI's taxonomy places the organism in Eukaryota, Metazoa, Arthropoda, Insecta, Coleoptera, Cerambycidae.